This is a messenger RNA of Folsomia candida, 1652 nucleotides long. Its product is annotated as isoaspartyl peptidase/L-asparaginase. Lineage: Eukaryota; Metazoa; Arthropoda; Collembola; Entomobryomorpha; Isotomidae. The coding region runs from base 130 to 1260 and encodes 376 amino acids. The transcript is spliced from 6 exons. Gene Ontology annotation, molecular function: hydrolase activity. The record is from RefSeq and is a predicted model, not a curated record.
UUAUGUAACAUGUAUAAGAAUUCCUUGUGAUCUGCAAUGGAAUUUGGGUCGUGUGUGAAUUAAAGUUGUUUAAAUCGCUCUUAAAUUAAUUACUUAAUUUGCAUAUCGGUUAAAAAGUGAGGUAAGAAAAUGGCAAGGCAGUUGUGGAGAGGAGUCGUUUUUGCAUGCAUUACGUUUUGCAUGAUCAUAUCUCACGCUGUUGCUCAAGGUGGUGACAAGAUCUUGAUAAUUCAUGGGGGUGCAGGUACGAUAACCCCGGCGCACGGGACGGCAAAAAAGGUCGCCAUGCUGGCCGCGAUCCGGGCUGGGUAUGCAGCACUGCAAACUGAGGAUGACGCCCAGCUUGCGGUUAUCGAAGCCAUUAAAGUUAUGGAGGAUUCGCCCGCCUUUAAUGCGGGAACGGGAUCCGUUCGAUCUGCCUCUGGUGAAGUAGAGAUGGACGCGAUAAUCAUAAAUGGCACGGAUCUUGGCACAGGCGCCGUGGGUGCCGUCCGCCACAUCAAGAACCCAAUAACUCUCGCCCGUCUCGUGAAGGACACGUCCGAGCACGUUUUCCUCGUCGGUUAUCAAGCCGAACUCUUUGCGCUGAACUCGAACCAAAUGAACCUCGUCCCCACCUCGUCCCUCAUUGCAAACUGGACCACAAGUAAUGAAGGUUGGACUUCAAAUCAUCCCCGCAAACAGAACAGAGCCGGCACUGUUGGUGCCGUUGCGGUGAAUUCACGCGGACAAAUUUUCGCAGGGACGUCGACUGGUGGCUUAUCGGGAAAGAUGGAUGGUCGUGUCGGCGACACGCCGAUCGUGGGGGCAGGAACGUUGGCGGAUGACGAAAUCGGCGGGAUUUCUGCGACUGGGUGGGGCGAAGCUUUUAUUCGAUACAGGGUCGCGUCCCGUAUUGCAGGAUUGAUGGAGGGAGGAAUGAAUGCUUCCAUGUCGAUAAGUACGGUUUUGAGUGGGAUGGCGUCACGAAUUCAGGACGCGGACGGUGGUGCGAUCGCUAUUGGGAAGAAUGGUGACAUUGGGUUCGAGUGGAACUCGGAGCAAAUGGCGUGGGCGUACAGUAAAGGGGUCGAUAUCCAUUAUGGCGUCGACCGUGGGGAGGACAUUAACGUUCCCUUGGACGACAGUGUCUCCACAGGUUCGACAACGACAGAAUCGACGACGCCGACGACUCCGGGUGGUAGUGGUAGUGUUGGGCGAAAGGGUGGUAUUUUCUUUGGAAUUAUUACAGCGUUUAUUGUCACCAUUUCAGUUGUUUGAGAAAUUUGAUGCCAUAAUUUCUAUUAACUAUCCUUUAAAUUCGUGACGUCUUAUAAUUUGACCCAGCUUGACCUCUACCACUGACACGUGACCAAUUUGACACUUUUUCCCUUUGGGAUGACAAGACCAGACUGAAUGUGACUAACACUUGAAUAAAGGUAAAUUGAAUUGAAGACCAAAAUAAUUGUAUAUUGAUAUCCUAGGAUGACAAGUUUUGGAGUAAUUUCCGUCAACCCAGCAAAAAGAUGUCAUUAAAGCUACUUUAAUAAUUAAAUUAAGUAAUGUGCAAAGGCUGUUGGCUAUGAUGCAAUAAAUCAAUUAUUAUUAAUUAAUUAAGUCAGUUAAUUACUACUAACUAGAAAUAAAAUCCCCUCGAAAACACAUCCCCAAAA